AUGGAUAACUCAAAACAAGAAAAAUUAGAUCUGAAUAUGUAUGGUCAGCUUUGGUCUUCUAAUGACUUAAAUCCUGAUCGUCUUACUUCGGUACUCAAUAAAAUCUUCACUUAUAAUCAGGCGGAAACUAAUUAUCGUAAUACAAGUGAUAAAUAUUAUGACUUUCAUGAAGAAUAUGCCAAAUCAUUGGCGGUGUCAGCAGCAUUUAAAGGCUCAGCUGAUAUCCUUGCAAUUACAUCAGCAAGUAUGGAUGUAUCUGCAUCAGUUAAUAAGGCUGAAUCGGGUGCUACCGGAAAAACAACGCAUGAUGUUAUCUCAUUGACAGAUAUUAAAAAAUAUCUUGAUCAAAAGUCGAUAGAAACUGAAUGGAAAGGAGAAAAGAUUAUACCAAAAUCAUUUCAA
Molecule: messenger RNA, 402 nt
Organism: Rotaria sordida
Lineage: Eukaryota; Metazoa; Rotifera; Eurotatoria; Philodinida; Philodinidae
Source: the annotation of a GenBank genome assembly